UACCCCCCACCGCUAUACCACCGCUAUCUACAGCUGCGUGGCUUCCGGGGGUGGGACAAUCGUCUUAAGGCUUUCCAUGACGUGGGUCCUCUGCCAGAACUAAGGCUGUGGGUAAGGCGACAUUUCCUGCCCCUGGGGCCAGGGUGAAAGGAGAGAUGAAGAGUUGCUGAGUGUGCACACCUUUCCAGAGCACAUACACACACCCUGCUCUGGGAUCCCUUGUCAGGCUGCCCCCAUGGAGUUCCCCCUGGCCCAGAUAUGUCCCCAAGCCCUCUUUGUGCUCACAGGGAGUCACGAAGCCCCCAUCCCAACCUUCAGCACCUUCCAGAUCACGGACAUGACCCACAGGAGCUGCCGGAACCUGGGCUACACUGCGGCAUCUCCCCAGGCCCUGGAGGCUGCCUCCAUCCCAGGGAACGCUGAGAGGGCAGAGGAGGUGCCUGGAGAAGGAAGCCUGUCCCUGCAGGCCAAGACCCGGGCUUGGUUCCAGAAGACCCAGGCCCACUGGCUCCUGCAGCAUGGGGCAGCCCCUGCCUGGUUCCAUGGCUUCAUCACCCGGAGGGAGGCAGAGAGGCUGCUGGAGCCCAAGCCUCAGGGAUGCUACUUGGUGCGGUUCAGCGAGAGCGCGGUGACCUUCGUGCUGACUUACAGGAGCCGGACUUGCUGCCGCCACUUCCUGCUGGCCCAGCUCGGGGACGGGCGCCACGUGGUGCUGGGCGAGGACAGCGCCCACGAACGGCUGCAGGACCUGCUGCGGCACUACACGGCGCACCCGCUCAGCCCCUACGGGGAGACGCUCACCGAGCCGCUCGCCCGCCAGCAGACUCCUGAGCCUGCAGGACUUCCCCUGAGGACCGAAGAAUCAAACUCUGGAAGCAAAAGCCAGGACCCAAACCCCGAGUACAGCCCAAUCAUCAAGCAGGGGCAAGCCACAGUCCCAGUGCAGAAAGAAGUGGCCGGGGAGAAGGAGCCCUCCCAGACACUCAGGCCCAAGCCUCCCAUCCCUGCCAAACCUCAGCUGCCCCCAGAAGUUUACACGAGCCCUGUUUCACGACGCCUCCCGGCCCCACCCCCCAAGCCCUCCAAUCCUAUCUACAACGAGCCUGAUGAGCCCAUAGCCUUCUACGCCAUGGGCCGGGGCAGCCCCGGGGAAGCCCCCAGCAACAUCUAUGUGGAGGUGGAAGAUGAGGGCCCACCUGCCACCCUUGGGCACCCUGUCCUACGGAAGAGCCGGUCCAGGCCUGUCCCAGGAGGCCAGGUCUCCACCACAUACCUCAAAUGCCCCAAUGGCCUUAGCCUCCCCUCUCUGUCACCAGGACUGCCAAACACUAAUUCUUCCCAAUGUUUUCCAGCAACAGUACACUCAAGAGUCUAUUUCUGGUCAACAGCUCCUCCACCUGACAUCCAAGGCUCUCUUGCAGGAGUUUCCUCAACGCUACUUUCCUGCAGGAAACCACAGCAGCUAAGCCCUACUGGAAUCCUGAUACCCUUAGCCGUAUUUUUCAGUGGUGGUUUGCAGUAUGAGUUGCACAUUGUUUUUGGAAUUAUGCCAUCUGUCUUGUCACUUCUGAGCAUCACAGUGCAUUACAGAUAAUUGGAGUCUAUAGACCCUGUACCUCCUUUCUUCAACAAAGGCUAGGGCUCUGGACGUCUCCAAGGGUAUCUCUGGCACCCAAGUUCAAUGUGAAGCUUCCAAACCAAUCCAGACCAAUGGACUACCAGUGUCAAUCUGAAUCAUCUUUAGGGACAGGGAUUUUGCCACUUUACCUCUUGCUGGAUAGGAUUUUUAUGUCUGACAACUAUUUUGUGCUACUGAAAAAACCUCCUGACUUCACCCAGUCUCCAGAGGUGCCUGAGAUAAGCAAUACAUAUUUGGGACCACAGGUCUCUCUGAAAAUCAUCCCACCUCAUAUAAAGUUGUGCAUACCAUUUCUAGGGUUUUCAAUGGCCACAAACACAGCUAGACGGUGGAUACAGAGAAAAAAUAGCAAAGGAAUCAGGCAGCUCAAGAUCAUUUGGAAGGUGCUUUACACAAGGUAAACACAAAUCCAGAGACAGGGCAGGCAAUGUUUGUCAGACUGAAUGUUUUAUUUCAACAGACAUCCCUGGUUUAAAAAAAAAAAAAAAGUGGUGGUGGGGAGGGUUCAACAUUUCAUCACACCUGACAGGGAGCAAAACUCCCAUCCCAGAACUCAGAGCCCCUUCAGAGGCAUCACACAAGUCUUUGCUAGCUCCAGGACAGACAGGAGCUGAAUUUUCUAACUUGUU
This is a messenger RNA of Cercocebus atys (sooty mangabey), 2268 nucleotides long. RefSeq names its product SH2 domain containing 2A (gene SH2D2A). The record is from RefSeq and is a predicted model, not a curated record. The transcript has 8 exons. The coding region runs from base 236 to 1594 and encodes 452 amino acids. Lineage: Eukaryota; Metazoa; Chordata; Mammalia; Primates; Cercopithecidae. Gene Ontology annotation, cellular component: cytoplasm.